UCCCGGCGGCGCGGGCGGCAUGAAGACGAGCCGCCGCGGCCGAGCGCUCCUGGCCGUGGCCCUGAACCUGCUGGCGCUGCUCUUCGCCACCACCGCCUUCCUCACCACGCACUGGUGCCAGGGCACGCAGCGGGUGCCCAAGCCGGGCUGCGGCCAGGGCGGGAGCGCCAACUGCCCCAACUCGGGCGCCAACGCCACGGCCAACGGCACCGCCGCCCCCGCCGUCCCCGCCGCCCCCGCCGCCGGGAACGGCCCCCCUGGCGGCGCGCUCUACAGCUGGGAGACUGGAGACGACCGCUUCCUCUUCAGGAAUUUCCACACCGGCAUCUGGUACUCGUGCGAGGAGGAGCUCGGCGGGCUCGGUGAAAAAUGCCGCAGCUUCAUUGACCUGGCCCCGGCUUCAGAGAAAGGGGUCCUGUGGCUGUCGGUGGUCUCCGAGGUACUCUACAUCCUCCUGCUGGUGGUUGGCUUCAGCCUCAUGUGUCUUGAGCUCUUCCACUCCAGCAAUGUCAUCGACGGGCUCAAGCUCAAUGCUUUCGCGGCUGUCUUCACGGUGCUCUCAGGCCUCCUGGGAAUGGUAGCCCACAUGAUGUACACGCAGGUGUUCCAGGUCACCGUGAGCCUCGGCCCUGAAGACUGGAGACCCCAUUCCUGGGACUACGGGUGGUCCUUCUGCCUGGCGUGGGGCUCGUUCACCUGCUGCAUGGCAGCCUCUGUCACCACACUCAACUCCUACACCAAGACGGUCAUUGAGUUCCGGCACAAGCGCAAGGUCUUUGAGCAGGGCUACCGGGAGGAGCCGACCUUCAUAGACCCUGAGGCCAUCAAGUACUUCCGGGAGAGGAUGGAGAAGGGGGACGGGCACGAGGAGGAGGACUUUCGCUUGGAUUGCCGCCACGAGAGAUACCCCGCCCGACACCAGCCACACGUGGGAGAUUCCUGGCCCCGGAGCUCUGCACACGAGGCAGCAGAGCUGAACCGCCAGUGCUGGGUCCUGGGGCACUGGGUGUGACCGUGAAGAGCCUGGUUCCAGACCUCGGGCCAUCAUCAGCACCAGCCCCCUGCCGCAGGAUCACUGGUCUGGCACCUUUGGAACCUGGCCUGUGUGCUGUGAACUCAGCCAGCCUGUGUGGGAGACACAUGGGCUGCCCUGCCCACAGCUGCCUGGGGCUCAGCGUCCUGGAAUUGGGGCCAGGGCGCCUGAGGGGCUGCACAGGGCUGCGCAGUGCGACUUGGGGACAGCCACUCCUGCCUCCUGCCUCCGUCGUGUGCAGAGCCCUGCUGAGUGCAGCUGGGAUGCUGAGAAGGACACGGACCGUGGCCGCUAAAAGGCUGGGACCCAUGAGCCAGCCAGGAGGUCUCGGAGGUCCCCUGCAGGGGACAGGGAAUGAAUGGGGCUUCCUGAAAGAGGAGCUGUGGCCUUGGCCCCGCAGCGGGGGAGGGUCCCACUGCAGGCACACAGCAGGGACUCAAUAAAUGCUUGUUGGAUCUCUUUUCUUGCUGUGUGUGGAGGCCAGUUGCUCUCUGGGCUGUGGCUGCCCCUUCGUGGCCCCACCCUAUCAGGUCUCUAAGGAGCCUGAAGAUGAGACAGCCCUGAGUGUGCUGGUCAGGGUUAG
This is a messenger RNA of Capra hircus (goat), 1616 nucleotides long. It is a transcript of the gene GSG1L, whose product is annotated as GSG1 like. Lineage: Eukaryota; Metazoa; Chordata; Mammalia; Artiodactyla; Bovidae. The record is from RefSeq and is a predicted model, not a curated record. The coding region runs from base 20 to 1012 and encodes 330 amino acids. Gene Ontology annotation, cellular component: plasma membrane. The transcript is spliced from 7 exons.